Messenger RNA from Lagopus muta (rock ptarmigan), 2540 nucleotides. It is a transcript of the gene NUBPL, whose product is annotated as NUBP iron-sulfur cluster assembly factor, mitochondrial. Gene Ontology annotation, biological process: mitochondrial respiratory chain complex I assembly; iron-sulfur cluster assembly. Bases 43 to 1023 code for a protein of 326 amino acids. Gene Ontology annotation, cellular component: mitochondrion. The record is from RefSeq and is a predicted model, not a curated record. The transcript is spliced from 11 exons. NCBI's taxonomy places the organism in Eukaryota, Metazoa, Chordata, Aves, Galliformes, Phasianidae. Gene Ontology annotation, molecular function: ATP-dependent FeS chaperone activity; ATP binding; 4 iron, 4 sulfur cluster binding.
GCCGCGGCGGCGCCAUUUCAGCGCGCCCGGCGGGAGGCAGCGAUGGGGGCCGUCGCUUGGCGCUGGGUGCUGCGCGUCGCUCGAUUCUCCGGCUGCGGCGGCGGGGCGCUGGCGGUGCUGCGGCGCCCUCCGAGCAGCGGAGCUCGCGCUGCUUCGUCGUCCGGCUCCGCGUCCUCGGGCUCCAGGGAUGAGGUUCUACAAGACAAACGCACUCGGAUCCUGUCUCGGGGGCUGCCCAAACAAAAGGCCAUAGAAGGAGUUAAGCAGGUGUUGGUCAUAGCUUCUGGCAAAGGGGGAGUUGGAAAAUCAACGACAGCAGUAAAUAUAGCCCUCGCCCUAGCAGCAAAUGAUUCGGCAAAAGAAGUUGGUUUGCUUGAUGCAGACAUAUAUGGGCCUUCAAUUCCGAAGAUGAUGAACUUAAAAGGAAACCCAGAGUUAACACCAAAAAAUCUAAUGAGGCCCCUUAAGAACUAUGGAAUCGCAUGCAUGUCUAUGGGCUUCUUGAUAGAAGAGACUGCCCCAGUUGUGUGGAGAGGACUCAUGGUCAUGUCAGCUGUUGAGAAAUUGUUGAGACAGGUUGACUGGGGUCAACUGGACUAUUUGGUAAUUGAUAUGCCACCUGGGACUGGAGAUGUACAGCUGUCAAUCUCGCAGAAUAUUCCAAUUGCAGGAGCUGUAAUCGUCUCUACUCCACAAGAUGUGGCUUUGUUGGAUGCACGCAAAGGAACUGAAAUGUUUAGAAAAGUCCAUGUACCUGUUUUAGGACUAGUUCAGAAUAUGAGUGUUUUCCAGUGUCCCAAAUGUAAACAUGAGACACACAUUUUUGGAGCAGAUGGUGUAAGAGAUCUAGCAAAAACUGUUGGAUUGGAUGUUCUAGGAGACAUUCCAUUGCAAGUUAAUAUUCGGGAGACCUGUGAUUCAGGGCAGCCUGUUGUGAUCUCACAGCCUCAAAGUGAUGCCGCUAAAGCGUAUCUGAAGAUAGCUGUAGAAAUAGUAAGACGACUGCCAGCACCUCCAGCUUGAACAGUUUGUCACAAACUUACCAAUGAAGUAAACUUUUGAUGUGACAAGUACCAGAGUCCUGCUGCUUAAUGGUGUGGACACUUUUUUUUUUUCCAAAGAGCUUCUCUAGGAGUUAAUUUAUCACAGUUUAAGUUACAAUUGUGAUAUUUACCUGUUUUCAAAUCAUUAUUUGGCCGUGCCCAAAUGGAUUCAAUAAUGCAAAAGAUGAUAGAUGAUAUUUAACUGCUGGAUUGUAACAUAUCAAGCAAGAAGGGACAAAGUACAUCUUUCAGAUAGAUGUGUCCUGUUUUAAGGUCAAGAAGGCAGCCUGUCCAGCCAAGCAGAAUGAUGAGAAGUAUGCUAAGAUGUAAGUCCUGCUUAAGAAAUGACAUUUGCAAUGCUAUAAUUUCUGUAAAUUCUGAUUCAGCUUUUCAUCUUGCUUGACUACCAAAAUGACUGUAACCUUUGCAAAACCUUCAGUAUAAAAAUUCAGUUAUGUAACUGCAGUACAUUUUUGCUCCUUAAAAAAAAAAUACACAUAUAUUAUGAUUAUAAUGUGUCAUGAACAAAUUAAUUUGUUAUUAGAUAAUGUUCAAUCAUGAAGUAAUUCAGUUUACUGGAUAAUGGAUUACAUGACCCUUAGGCUCAUUUCUUGACUGCCUUACAAUGUAAUAGCCUAGCAUGGGACACAAGGUAACUGAGGUCUUUGUGGAAAACUCCAGAGCUUGAUUUGCCAGGGUAUGUCAGGGGAAGCAAUCAAGAUAAAUUAAAUUCAUGAAUGCAUAUUUCUAAUACAGUGCAGCAACUUGGAAUUUAAGUGUAAAGAUAAAAUUUUGAAGGAGGGAAGACUUUGGUCUUCAAACUGCAUGGCCCUUUUGGUUUUGUUACCUUACUGCUUCUGUGAUAUUUAUUCUUGUGUUGUUGAUCAAGUAAAAGAAUAUGCCAUCAGGGAAUGAGUUUUUGUCUACAAUUAGAUGUUUGAGUUGGCAUUUGGGCCUUUUCAUCUAGUCAGUAGUAAGUAUAGAUAUCCUAAACACGAAUCUUAACUACACUGGGAGAUUCUCCACACUAAGGAAUUCUGUGUGCUAUUAAAUUCUGUGGGACACAGAUUCUGCCUGUAAUACAAAUAAUUAUUCAUACGUUUUUCAUUAGUUGAUUUUCCUUACUGAAGCUCUAGAAGAUGAAAAGAAAAAAAAAAAGUAUCCAUUUACAUUAGGAACGUUAAAUCGUAUGUACCCAGAAUUUACAUUGUGAGAGGGGCAUAAAUUAUGGGUUAAAGUUCAAGCUUAAUUGAAUUUGCAAGGAUGUAAAUGAUGUGCUUCAAAACUUAGUUUGCUUAUUUAGUUAUUUCAAGUCAAUCUUGACAUGUAUAGUUGAGCUGCCUCUCCUGUGCCUUCCCUCAUGAGGUCUUGUACCAGUGUUUUAUUCUUCUGUUGCGUGUUGUACUGGACCUUUAGAACUGAAACAAAUACUCAGACGCUUACAGUUGUUGACUGGAUUUCACUGAAAUAAAAGCUGGCUGAAUAUUCUGUUCUUUA